This is a messenger RNA of Eucalyptus grandis, 1290 nucleotides long. RefSeq lists its product as uncharacterized. Gene Ontology annotation, biological process: ceramide metabolic process. Gene Ontology annotation, cellular component: membrane. Lineage: Eukaryota; Viridiplantae; Streptophyta; Magnoliopsida; Myrtales; Myrtaceae. Gene Ontology annotation, molecular function: hydrolase activity, acting on carbon-nitrogen (but not peptide) bonds, in linear amides. The transcript is spliced from 7 exons. The record is from RefSeq and is a predicted model, not a curated record. The coding region runs from base 193 to 1056 and encodes 287 amino acids.
GAAAGUUGCGAUGACGACUGUGAGGGCAGAGCAGAAAACUUAGCCCGAGAGGAAGAAGCCAUCGAAUCAUCAAACCAGUCUAAGCCAAGAAAUCCCAAAAGUCAAGAUCAAGAACAGGGACAGAGCAGGACAAGAGCGGGUUGCUCUCUCUCUCUAUCUCUAUCUCCGUGGCGCUGCGAUUCGGUGACGGAAAUGAGGAGACGGACGAUGUAUGCUUGGGGAGUGGCGAUCGUGUGCUUCGUAGUGCUGAUGAUAGUCACUCCCGCCAUUCCCCAAUCGGAGGCAUACCACGAUUUCGCUGACAAGCGCGAGUUCUUCGGCAUACCUAAUACGCUCAAUGUAGUUUCAAACUUUCCAUUCCUUGUCGUGGGCCUCGUUGGUCUGGUACUUUGCUAUUAUGGCAAUUAUUUCAUGCUAAGCUCGCAAGGUGAGCUUUUGGGUUGGACUUGCUUUUUUGUUGGUGUCGCUGCUGUUGCUUUUGGCUCCUCUUAUUACCAUCUCAAGCCAGAUGAUGCAACUCUUGUUUGGGAUCGUCUCCCGAUGACCAUCGCAUUCACUUCAAUAGUCGCAAUCUUCAUCAUUGAAAGGAUUGAUCAGCAUAAGGGAACAGUGUCAAUCGUACCGUUGAUUUUGGCUGGAAUAUUAAGCAUUUUAUAUUGGAGGUUCUUCGAUGAUCUCCGCCCAUAUGCUCUUGUCCAAUUUCUUCCUUGCAUCGCCAUACCAUUAAUGGCUAUAAUAUUACCUCCAAUGUAUACGCAUUCAACAUACUGGCUUUGGGCUGCAGCAUUUUAUCUUAUAGCUAAGGUGGAAGAAGCAGAAGAUAAAGUGAUUUACGGAUGGACUCAUCAUAUCGUUAGUGGGCACACGCUGAAGCAUCUGUGUGCAGCAAUGGUUCCUGUUUUCUUGACACUCAUGCUAGCAAAGAGAACUAUAGAUCUAGAGAGGCAAAGUCUGCUGGUAACAUGGAAGGUUUCCUGGUAUAGAUUUAAAGAGAAGAAUUCAAGUGUAGAGAGACUCGACUGCACCUAUUCAAAUGUUUCAGUUGUUGAAUCGUGACAUGGUUUGUACAUGCUCUCUUUCAACAAAGUUCUCCACAUGUAUACAGACUGAAGUUCUACUAACACAGAAAAUCUGCUAACAUACAGAUCAUACCAGUUGGAGCUACUUUAAUGUGUUGUAUAUAACAAUGGAUUUGCUUUAUCAACUCUGCCUUACCUUGAAGUCUUAAACCAUGUUUUACAUAUUUUUCUCUUUAGCAAGGCAAAUAGAUCACUGAUAUGUUUUAUAUUC